Molecule: messenger RNA, 3722 nt
Organism: Exophiala oligosperma
Lineage: Eukaryota; Fungi; Ascomycota; Eurotiomycetes; Chaetothyriales; Herpotrichiellaceae
Exons: 4
Coding region: 543-2015 (490 amino acids)
Biological process (GO): regulation of DNA-templated transcription; DNA-templated transcription
Molecular function (GO): DNA binding; zinc ion binding; DNA-binding transcription factor activity, RNA polymerase II-specific
Source: RefSeq, a predicted model, not a curated record
GUACAAUAUCCGCAGAGUGUAAUACACCCUGGCUUCUAUCCUGUUGUAGCUCAGUUCUCUUCGAUCCUGCAGCAUGUGAAGUCAAGCGAUCCCACAGAUCUGCAUUGACGUCGAUUCAUGCCGUCUUCCGAACACCGAGCGAGCAGGGCGAGGCGGAUCACACGAGCGUGUGAUUACUGCCACAAACGCAACAUUCGAUGCGUCAACCCUGAUGGCUUGCAGUGCCAAAGGUGCAUUGAGUUCGGCCAGCCAUGUACUUACGACCGAGCAAUCAAAAAAAGGGGCGCGAAGCCCAGGUCUGGAGCUGGAGCGGACUCACCUAUCCCACCGCCCCGGAACCUCGGCUCCGCAAACGGUAUGUUUUGACAGAAAUGAUUGGCAAUGCUGCCUUUGUCGGGGUUUCGAGAAGUUUGCAACUAUCUACGACGCUGCCUUACGGUAUUCCCUGGACUAUGGUACUCGAUUGCUGACAGCUCCCAGCGCAUCCAAAAUCGGCUUCCCAGCCAUGGAAGGCUCCCACCCUAGCCAGUCAGGCUGUCGUCAUGAGUCUUGUCGAGGUUUACUUUGAAAUAGUAUAUCCGAUCUUCCCUCUCUUUCACCGGCCGACAUAUAUCCGAAGGAUAUCGAGAGGCGACUAUACUACAGACAAGGACUUGUUCCCUGUGACUAUGGCAGUCUGCGCACUCGUCUCUGCUCGGGUCCGCGAUCAAGCAAUCUUUAAUCCUGCUUGGGAUAUUCAAGAAUUAUCCGAAACGCCGUCAGAGACAUUCUAUGACGCUGCGAUCCGCUAUAGUGCCGGUUGUGAAGAUUCCGUAGAAGCUCAUCCAUUCAAUACGCUGCGAUGCUUUGCUUUACUUGCCCUCACGGCCAUUCAGUAUGGCAAAAUCCGUGAAAUGCAACUUUUUCUAGGCAAAUACCACACUUUCGCUGCCAUGGAUGGUUUUCACAAUGAAUCCAAUUGGCCCAAAGACAUUGGUAUUAUUGAGACGGAGGAGAGACGACGCCUGUUCUGGUCGAUGUACACCUUGGAAGUCUAUUCAUCCAUCAUCUGGAAUGGUGUCACACGGUGCCGGGAACAACAAGUCAAUGUUGCAUACACUACGGAGCUGGACGACGAGCUCUUCAAUGACCUCGGCUACAAUCAACCAGCGUCGUCUCCUGUUGACAUUGGACCAAGCCCAGGUGGUAGAUGGGGUGAGGUGAAAAGUAGUAGUUGGCUUUGUGGCUGGAACUUCACGACCGAUUUGUAUCGGGUUCUGGAGCACGUGAUUACCAACUUUCGUGACCAGAAGCGGCACAAGAGGACGUUUCUCAGCGAUAUGUUUGGUGACAAGACCGCCCCUUCCCCUACUUCUGUCCGGGACUCCAUCAUGACCUUAUACGGUAAUCUUCCGGGUUGCUUCAAGGAAUUUCCAGAAGUGACAUGCAAUCCUUCCAGUGAUCGAUAUGGAUUUCAGGCCGCCAACAUCACUGCCACAGUCCAGCUGCUUCGAAUGAUGUUGUUUGCGUCGGGUGGAGGUACUAUCGAGGAACGCUGCAAAAUAGCAAGCGAAGUCGUGGAUGCAUUCAUGUGUAUUCCGGUAUCUUAUCUAAGAGCAAUCAGUUCACCACUUCUUCACCACCUUGCUGGAAUUGGCGCCAUCCUGGGCAGUGUUCUUGAGGAGCCUCUCAGCGAUAUGGCGUAUCAGCAGGUCAGAGUUGUCUUACUGUCGCUCGCACAAUUGUUGGAGAAUCUCGAUCAUGGUAUCCAUUCAGCAAUCAACGCUCAGCGCCUGCGGGACUUGGUGGCGCAAAUCGACGACUACUGGAAUCAGCUGCGUAUUUUCGCUACGGGCGAGCCAAGUCCUCGGCCUAACUCCGCGAGUCCGAGUUAUCACGAUCUGCGGCAUCCUGACGCACGGAGAACCAUACCUUCUCAGUUGACCACCAGUAUAUUCGAAGACUGGCCGUGGAGUCUGGACCUCGUGCAAGGCACAGAGAGCUGGUCUCCCACGAAUAUAGUUUUAGAUGUGUGAGAUCGAGCGAAGAUCGUGCCAAUACCCGUGACUGAUACACUGGUGGACUCUCAACAGGGAUCUGUGAGAAACCAAAUGAGUACAUGGGGGCCUGACCGUGCGGAACAGCAUCUCGAUCUACCAUUUACUAUUUUCGGAACCCUGGAUCGCCUCACUCGCAUCGUAGCCAUACAGCCACAUCAUCACGGCAGGCUGCGGCCACCUCGCAUCCAUGUCCGCUGGCACUCUCAGUUUUGCCACCAUCAAUUCGCGACCGACCUCACGAAGUCCACGCAUAUAAUCGUCGGUAACCUUCCUGAACCGAUCAUCACGAGCUACCUGCUCAGGUCCAUCGGGCAACAUCCAGGAACUACCAUUGUCCUUCGCUAUCGUCGCAACACGAGCUACACGCGGCUUCCGAAGUCGUUCAUACAGGCCGGCGAGACAAGGAAGAUCGUCUAGGCUGUUCAGCCUGGAUAGGAGCUCGCCGAGCACGGCUGCAUCUUCCAUAGCCAUGGCAGCCCCCUGUGCCGCGUGUGGUGACAUCGCAUGCGCCGCGUCGCCAAGGAGCACUGUCCUACCAGACCGGCUUGACCAUGUGCUUAGCUCGGGGAUCUCAGCUAUCGUCCACUUUGCACAUUUCUCUACGAAACCAGUCAACUUUCGUACGAGGGGGUUGAAAGUGCUGAACUCGGCUCGGAGCUCUUCGAUGUCACCCGGCUGAUUCCACGAUGUCACUGGCGUGUCGUCGUCCCUUGGUGACACCAUGGCGAGAUUGAAAAACCUGUUAUUCGAUAUCGCAUAGCCGACAAUGAAUCGACCUGGUCCGAACCAUGCAUGGGUUUCUGUACUAGCCAUCAGCUUUGCCGUGUCUUCGUCUCUCAGCAUUGCCUCGGCUGGUAUCAUGGCACGAUAGUUGAAUUCUCCCAGUGGGACUGGUUCUAUCUUCUCAUUGCCGAUGAUGAAUCCCCGCGUCUUUGAUCGUAUGCCUGGCACCAUUAGCAAUCAGAACACGAUUCCAGGAAAAGAGUGCGCUUACCGUCGGCACCCACAACAAGAUCUGCUUCGAUUGUUCUUCCGUCCAUCAGGUGGACUUUGCCUUGCUCCGCAUCCACCUUCUGGAGCUCACUGCUAUAUUCAAUCGUGGCACCAGCCUUUCGAACCCCGUCGGCCAAAAUCCGCUGACAAUCCGGCCGGUAAAUCUGCCAGUAUCUUGCCAUGUUGGAUCUCUGUUACUUUUGGGACUGAUAGUACAAUACUCACGGGUGCCCGUAUAUCUCGGACGCAUCUGGAUUUUGGGAGCUCAUGCCGAUUUUGGCGUUGUCAUUGUAUCUCCUGGCCACCGACCAUGCCGGGAGGUUACAGUACUCUCGAAACUCCGAGCUCAAGCCCCAUGAAUCAAGUAUCCUUGUCGCGUUGGGACUGAGUUGGAUGCCUGCGCCGUAUUCCGAAAGACCUGCAUUUCUCUCCAGCACCUUGACUUUGUGGCCUUUCCUUGCCAGGCAGAUCGCGGCCGAGAGUCCUCCGAGGCCAGCUCCGAUGAUGACUAUGUCUAGUUGCAUCUUGGAAUGUUCUGAACGUUCUGAAAUCCAAUAGAGGUGUGGUUGUUUAUUAGUCGACAGCGAAAGCGCUGACCUCCCUAGUGGCUAUAGUACAUUAAAUCAUUGCACGUACAGUCGCAUUGGCGACAAGUGAAAUCUUCGGCAUCACAGGUUUUGUCUCCUCACG